UUGAAAAACACCAACAAACCUUCACAGAAUCAAAUCCAUGGAGGAAGAUACUUCCCAAAUAUUUGAAUAUGCCCACUCUGAGUUUAAAAAGCAGAAUUUCAAAAGGGCAGAUGAAUUGUACACGAAGUUUAUCUCUUCCUGCGUACAGUCCAGGGAUUGUGAAGUUAGUAAUUUGGCCACUGCUUACAACAACCGCGGACAAAUUAAGUACUUCCGUGUGGAUUUUCAUGAAGCUAUAGAGGACUACACCUCAGCAAUACAGACUGACAGCCAGUGGGAAACACCUUUCUACAACAGAGGUCUCAUCCACUACAGACUAGCAUCUGCAGCUGCCGGCACAUUCAACCAUAUGUCUUUUAAUAUAGAUCAGGUUUUUUCGACGAUGCCAAGAGGGAUUUCCAGCAAGCAUUGAAGCUCAAUCCAGAUUUUGAGGAUGCAAAACUGAGCCUGCAGCAGACCCUCUUGGACCAGCAGCACAAAAUAAACAGGGGAUACUGACAACCUCAAAUUAUAGAGUACACAUUUUAUACACUGCUCAAAAAAAUAAAGGGAACACUAAAAUAA
Molecule: messenger RNA, 564 nt
Organism: Micropterus dolomieu (smallmouth bass)
Lineage: Eukaryota; Metazoa; Chordata; Actinopteri; Centrarchiformes; Centrarchidae
Gene: ttc32
Product: tetratricopeptide repeat domain 32
Exons: 4
Coding region: 38-412 (124 amino acids)
Molecular function (GO): protein binding
Source: RefSeq, a predicted model, not a curated record